Molecule: messenger RNA, 3438 nt
Organism: Drosophila mojavensis
Lineage: Eukaryota; Metazoa; Arthropoda; Insecta; Diptera; Drosophilidae
Source: RefSeq, a predicted model, not a curated record
AUGGAGCAUCGAGGGAUGGAGCGACGCAAAACGGAGCAACGCAGCGGAGACGGGCGCCAAAUUCAAGCGCGAUGGUCUCGUGUUUUCCUGAAGGAAGAGGGGAGUGUGAGGAGCGAUAUAGAUGAAGUGCUGCGUUAUGGUGACGAAUUCGGAGUGAGCUUGUCAGGCACACUAGACGUUAUGCGGAGGCAGUUUGGCGAAUGGGUUGCGAGGAAUGAAGGAAGCAUUCCUUACUCACUGAGGAUCGCCGAGCUGGAGCGACUGCAUGGACGCCGUGCCUCACUCAGGGAUGAGGCAACGACCGCCGUCACGGAGGACGACCUGGAAUCAGAGCUUGCGCAUGUGGCGCGGCUCUGUGUGCCCUCCACAAGCGCAGCAGCACGACUGCAGGGCACGCGACAGGGUGAGAUGAGAGCCACAUCCACCCCGCAACCGGAAAUUAGGCCACGAGGACACGACAGCACAGCUCAGGAAUAUCCAAAGGUGGCCAAACAAGUGCGGGAGUGGAGCUUCCGCUUUGAUGGCACCACAAAGCCUUUGGAAUUCUUGGAGCAGGUGGAGUGGUCGGCGGACACCUAUGGUCUGGAUCUGGACAUGAUCCCGCGGGCGAUGCCAGAGCUGCUGAAGGGCAUGGCAUUAAAAUGGUACGUGGCCAACAACCGGCACUGGACGGCGUGGGCGACAUUCGUGCGCAGCUUCCAGGAGUUUUUCCUGCCCAGAGGCUAUCUGGAGAAGCUGGAGGAUGACGUCAAACGCCGGAGGCAAAUGGUAGAUGAGAGCUUUAAGGUCUACAUGGUGGAGAUGCAGACCCUCAUGCGGCCUCUGCGCUAUGGAGCAGACAAUGAGAUGAAGCUCAUCUACAACAACAGCCUUCCCGAUCUGCGUGCCUACGCCCGCCCCUAUCAAUUCCAUAGUCUCGUGGAGUUGAUGCACCUGGCAGAUGAGUUCGAGGAGCUGGAGAAGGACCGCGAGAGAGGCGAAGCCUUCUCCUGCGCCAAGGACAGGCGCAACCGGAGCAAGGACACACAUCCCGAAUCCAGCCAGGGCAUGCCGAGUGUGUGGCCAGGAGGGGCACCGCGCGUUUACGUGUCGCAACAAGGCGCUGGAUUUCUGCUGGCAGUGCGGGCGCAUUGGAGUAAGAACGUUUGCCUGUUGCCAGUCGGGAAACGAGAAGCGACACCCGCCAUCCAGGGGCGAGCGGGAGCAGCAGUCAGGAGCCCCCAGGCACUAGUGGGCCGCCUCCAGGAUGAAGGCAGCCAGAUGUCGGCGAUCGUGGCCAUUGGAGCCACUCAACAAAGAGCUACGAUCGACACGGGAGCCACAAGCAGCUUUAUCAGCGAAAAGCUUGCUGACGAGCUCAGAGGAGUGGGCGUGGUGCGUGCUACACGGUGGCGCAUACGCUUAGCGGACGGCAGUUGCAGUCAGGUGGACUCGCAACUGGAGGCGACGAUCAGCCUGGGGAAUCGGCAAAUACAGAUUCCGUUGCUGAUUCUGCCAGGAGUGAUCGAAGAUCUAGUGCUGGGCUGGGAUUUCUUGGCCAGCAUGGGCACCACACUGGAGUGCGGUGGCUUGACAUUGAAGGUCGAGCCAAGAAUUCCACAGUCGAGCGGACAGCCGGAGGAGAAGCUAUCCGUGGUUGUGGCCAGCGUGGAGGCGAACCCAGCGACGCCGAUGGAGGCGAAAAUGGAACAGCCAACGCCUAUGCACAAUGACCCAGAGGUGGAUGCUUUCCUGAGGCAUGAGCUGGAGAAGUUCCAGCAUGUGAAGGGCACCACCAAGAUCACGGAGCACCGGAUCAGGAUGCAGGAUAACAGGCCCAUAAAGCAGCGCUACUUCCCCAAAAAUCCAAAGAUGCAGGCGGAGAUCAACCUGCAGGUGGAUGAGCUGCUGGCCAAAGGCUGCAUCGAGCCCUCGAAGAGCCCACAUAGCGCGCCGAUUGUCAUGGUUCGUAAGAAGAAUGGGAAGUGGCGGCUAUGUGUGGAUUUUCGACAGCUAAACAGCAGAUCCAUCAAAGAUGCAUACCCUUUGCCGCGUGUGCAUCACAUUCUGGACCAACUGCGAGAGGCGCGCUACAUCAGCAGCCUGGAUUUGAAGGAUGGGUAUUGGCAGAUACCGAUGGAGAAGGCCAGCAGACCACUGACGGCAUUCACGGUGCCAGGAAAGGGGCUCUUUCAGUGGAAAGUGAUGCCAUUUGGACUCCAUUCUGCGCCAGCAACGUUUCAGCGAGCUCUGGACCAAGUGAUCGGCCCAGAAAUGAUGCCCCAUGCCUUUGCCUACCUGGACGACAUCAUCGUCAUCGGCCGGACGCGACAGGAGCAUAUGAACAACCUACGAGAGGUGUUCCGGCGACUGCGGGCAGCCAACUUGAGGAUCAACAUCGACAAGUGCGAUUUCUUCAAGAAAGAGCUAAAGUAUCUGGGUCACAAGGUCACGGAGGAUGGCAUUUGCACGGAUCCAGAGAAAGUGGCCGCUAUCGCCGAGCUGAAGCCACCCACAAACGUAAAAGAGUUACGGCAAUACGUGGGCGUGGCUUCAUGGUACCGCCGCUUUGUGCCAGAUUUUGCAGCCACAGUGCAUCCGCUAAAUGCACUGCUCAAAAAGGGCACGAAGUGGGAGUGGACGGAGGAGCGGCAAAGAGCGUUCGAGACGGUAAAGGCCAAAUUGACGGAGUCACCGGUGCUGGCGUGCCCUGAUUUCUCGAAGCCAUUUUGCUUGCAAACAGACGCAAGCAAUUAUGGGCUUGGGGCAAUCCUGACGCAGACCUCGGAGGAUGGAGAGCGCGUCAUUUCGUAUGCCAGCCGGACACUGAACAGUGCUGAAAAGAACUAUUCAGCUACUGAGAAAGAGUGUCUGGCUAUAAUCUGGGGCAUACGAAAGCUCAGGCCAUACCUGGAAGGCUACAAAUUUGUAGUGGUCACUGACCAUAUGGCUCUGAAGUGGCUCAAUUCAAUCGAGAGCCCAACGGGAAGGAUUGCCAGAUGGGCACUGGAGCUGCAGCAGUAUGACUUCGAGAUCCGCUACAGGAAGGGCAAGCAGAAUGUGGUAGCAGAUGCGCUCUCACGGCAGCCUCUGGGAGAGGAGGCGUGUCGAUUGGUCAAGAGCAAGGAGACGCCAGCUGGGACAGGAUGUCGCUGGCUCACCAGGCUUCAGCAAGACAUAAAGAAGGCGCCACAUAAGUUUCCAGACUAUAUGGAAGAGUCUGGAAACUUAUAUCGGCACAUCCCUCAUCAAGCCGGCCACGAGGAUGUGGCUGCAUGGAAGUUGUGCGUGCCGGCGGACCGGCGCAAACAAGUGCUGGAGGAGAACCAUGACGCAGCCACCGCUGGCCACCUUGGGAGUCGAAAAACUAUCGCUCGGGUGGCAGCGCGGUAUUACUGGCCAGGUAUGUACCGGGAUGUGAGAAGAUACAUACAGCGAAGCGAGAGCAAGCGAGCGUAG